GGUGUUUUUGGUGACAGAUCACCAGGCAGGCAGACUAUAGCAUUUAUGCAUAGGUAUUCCUAGACUGCCCUCUUGUGGAGACAACUGUUACUUGCAGAGUUAUAGUGAUAUUACUGUUUUCAUUUAUUGGAGUGCACUAUAUCUUGGCAUAACAAAUUCGCCUUUUCCUUACCUAAAUGCUGUCAGUACACUACACGAGAUAUUCGGUUGGCUGUGUUAACUCAGCGGAGUCACCGCAGAUAGGGUGAAGCUUACCAUUUGGUCAAACAGAAAAUGUAGCCAUUGUCAUCUACUCUCUAAAAAGUCUUUAUAAGGGGAACUUCAGAUGAAAGACACAACAUACCUGUAUAAUAAACACGUCCAAUGGUUCUUUAAUUUGGAAAAGAACUUCCUUGCUUUUGCCUCCAUUUCUGUUGAGUUACUCUUGAUUAUCCCAGAUGGUCUAAUGAGAUAAUAAUAAGUUCAGUUAGUUCUUAUACAUACAACCAUGUUAGGACUACAAUGUCACAUGGUGAAGUGCUGGGCAUGAAUAAAGCCGACUGCAUGCUAGUGUGGUGUGUUGAACGGCAGGCUUCAUGAUAAUUUUGAGAUUGUUGACAUUUCACAGGUCACAUAGCCUCGUUUUAGAUAUUGGCCUACUACUUUUAGCAUUACAUGUUACAAAACCUUUUGGAUAACUAGAGUAAAGGGCAUCAGUUGUGUUUUAAUAUAUUCUUUUAUACAUUAUUUAUUUGUUAUAUUUUUUGUAUAAACACCAGUCAGGCUAUGUAUCUCCUAAACCCCUUACACCUGAGGUAAACCACCAUGCUUGGAGUUAAAAGGUACCCAUAUCUGCCAGCAUCAGACUGUUGUGGCUUUAUCCCAAGUUAGGCCUAUGACUGCGCUAGUGUGGGUGCAGGCCCAUUUUUUCUUAGACAAAGGUGGAAGAGUGGAUACUAUCUGAUCUUAGAAACUUAUUCUGCAUUAAUACCCAAAUUAUGUAGUAACUCGGACGCAAUAGACCUAUUAAAUGAAGAGUGUUCAGAUUAAACGCAUCCUUUGCGCGAUCUAUUGGUGGCGGUACCAUGUUACCAUAGAAACAGCAUCCGGGAUGGCACUUUCCCCUCCUCCUUGGCCACAUUCCCGAGCGACAGCUUGUAUUGGUUACAGCUCAGAGGAUGUCAGCAUCUCGUCCACAGAGGCAAGAGACUUUUAAAGCGGAAAUCCAACCCACUGGAAUCACGCUGGCCUAAAGAGCACACCAGAACUGUGGGCGAGGCUUACAGCAAAUACUCGAGCCUAUUGGAGUUUAUGUACAUCUAUUAUGUGGGAAAAUACCUAGGCCCAUCCAUCUCACUGGUACGGAGGCCGAGUGGAGACUAUGAUUACGCGUCAGUGGGUCUCCACCCGACUGUAUGGUGACCGCGGAUGUAGUCGUUGGUGAGAGGUGAGCGAGGAGGACUUAAAGAUGCGGAAUAUACGGAGAGGAAAUGUUUAUUGUGUCGACUUUAGGCGGGGGAACUACUAAAUUGAACCAGCGGAAGGUUCCUGAUAAAACGUUGGAGAGUCCGCCGAAUUUAAGAGGAGUGCAGCUUGUGUAGUGGCAGCAAGUUUAUGUCUAUUUCAGCUUAAUGUGGUGAUCUGGCAUUGUCAAUUAAAUGUCGUUUGUCAGUGUGUCACGCUUUUGUACAUUUUAUUGUGCAUGGCAGUGUGCCGUAACCUACUUUAGCAUCUGACAGAUUGCUCUACAUAUCAGAUCUGCCAGUCGCCAAUUUCUGCAAUGAAGUCCAGCCGUUGCCGACGAAUCUUUGUGUUUCGCUUAUUUAUUUUCAGCAGCUGAAUAAUUGCUAAGCUAUAACCAGCCAUGCCCGGGCCGAGCUUCUAUUGUGUUAUUACAGGAUGGAAUGCAAGUUUUGCGUUGCAUUGCGCCACGCUAGUCGGUUUUGUUCAUGCCCAGCGUUGCUCGCAGGCUGUUAGCCUUUGCUCUUUUUAAUUUGCCAUUAAACACACCAGAAGAGCAAUGCGUGAGUAUAAAGUCGUGGUCCUCGGGAGCGGUGGAGUCGGGAAGUCCGCUCUGACUGUACAGUUUGUCACUGGAACCUUCAUAGAGAAGUACGACCCGACAAUCGAGGAUUUUUACCGCAAGGAGAUAGAGGUGGAUUCCUCCCCCUCCGUGCUGGAGAUCCUUGACACAGCUGGAACAGAGCAGUUUGCCUCUAUGCGGGACCUCUACAUCAAGAACGGCCAGGGCUUCAUACUGGUCUACAGCCUCGUCAACCAGCAGAGCUUCCAAGACAUCAAGCCAAUGAGAGAUCAGAUAAUCAGAGUGAAAAGGUAUGAGAGAGUGCCUGUGAUCCUGGUGGGGAACAAGGUGGACCUGGACAACGAGCGGGAGGUGUCGUCGAGCGAGGGCCAGGCGCUGGCGGAGGAGUGGGGCUGCCCCUUCAUGGAGACCUCGGCCAAAAGCAAGACCAUGGUGGACGAACUGUUCGCCGAGAUCGUCCGGCAGAUGGACUACGCCUCUCUGCCGGACAAGGAGGACCCGUGCUGUUCUUCCUGCAAUAUACAAUAGCUCUCCUCCCCUCAUCUUUCAGGGUUAAGGGUUAUGCUGAUAAGUGCGGUGGAGAAGUGACCAUUUUGAAUCACCAUUUAAGAAAUCACAUUCCAUCAAAUGACACCAGAAGGAGCUUGUUGCAAUUGUCUCUCAAUCUCAACAGAGAUGGAAGAGAGAAUUGCUGUUGGUUGUGAGUGGCAAAGUUUACUCUCCAUAUGCACGUCAAUAACACGUGGCAAAGUUAUGUCUGAUUUCUCACCCUUUCAGUUUGGUGUUUUAAAUGAAGCCAAGUGGAUAAAGCGUAUAACUAACUAAUAAGGAACUGGAUCAAACAACAUGCCCAAUCAUGAAACCGUGUGUUCUCCUGCCCCGUUGUUCUUUAAUCUCUUGACCUAAGUUGGUCAGGAACAUCUAGUGUUGAUCACAGAAACUUGUCUUGUGCCAUUCAAGCCCCAUCCGAGGUUGAGGUCCAGUUUGGUCACUCCAGUGACAUCUUCGGGACAAGACACUUAAGUCUUAUCGGAAACGUUGAUGAGCACCAGAUUGGUUGGAGUGCUGGGUGUCUCCUGGAAGGACCAUUCUAGGCCCAUUAAAGUGCUCAGGGGCAUUUAUUAAGACUCAUCAGGGAAAUUAAGCUGAAUGUUGGAAUGAGCUUGAUUCAAUACAGUAAAAAAAAACAGUAGACUUUGAGAUCUAAAUCUGGGGAGGCGUUGAGUGGUCAGUAUCCCUAGUAGAGCCAUCAUUCUACCCAAAUGUUGAGAAUGUGAAACGUAUCUUUUUUUGCCUCACUUGUGAUAAAUGUAAAAAAAGCGAGUAAUGAAAGAAGAAAGACAUGCCCUCUUUAAGUUUUAUAAAGAGUGUCAAAAACAAAUUAGUUUUUUUAAGGCGAAUGUUUGGUUAAUCACUGUUUUGCCAGUUGACAUCGAUAGCGUAAGACAUGUUUUCAAAAUAGUUACAUUCAAAUGGAAAGUCUUGAGAACACUCCACCUGUGUGUUUAGAAUAUCCUGAUUUUACCAUGACAAAUCAGAAUAAAUGUAAGACAAAUUGUAUAUAACACAAUUGUGUAUAUUUUUUAUGGAAAAUGCUAAAUGUAAGUGGAUUUAUCAAACAUGUGCAUGGCUAAUUUGGAAAUCACAUUGUUUUCUGUUCAGGUUUGUUUUGUUUUUCACAUCAUUUUAGGUGUCUGUAGAGAUUACAUAAUCUGGAAUAUUCCAAUGGAUCUACACUUUGAAUCAGAUGUUGAGGCCUGCGACUACAUUGCCAUGUGGAUAUAUGGUUGCCUUUUAACCUUCACCAUUGUUUUCAUUUUUUUUUUUUUUGUAUUUUCAGAUUUAUUAUCAUCACCUAAGAAAUCUUUUGUUUUUAAAACCACAAUAAAAACACCCUCAACACCA
Messenger RNA from Clupea harengus (Atlantic herring), 3928 nucleotides. It is a transcript of the gene rap2ab, whose product is annotated as RAP2A, member of RAS oncogene family b. Gene Ontology annotation, biological process: Rap protein signal transduction. Gene Ontology annotation, cellular component: membrane. The record is from RefSeq and is a predicted model, not a curated record. Gene Ontology annotation, molecular function: GTPase activity; GTP binding. NCBI's taxonomy places the organism in Eukaryota, Metazoa, Chordata, Actinopteri, Clupeiformes, Clupeidae.